UCUUAAGUUGCAGGUAUGUCUUCGGAAGACGGAAAGCUCUUCGUGGGAGGGCUCAACUUCAACACCGAUGAGCAAGCGCUGGAAGACCACUUCAGCAGCUUCGGACCCAUCUCUGAGGUGGUCGUGGUCAAGGACCGGGAGACUCAGUGUUCCCGGGGUUUUGGCUUCAUCACCUUCACCAAUCCAGAGCAUGCCUCUAAUGCCAUGCGUGCCAUGAAUGGAGAGUCUUUGGAUGGCCGCCAGAUUCUUGUGGACCACGCAGGCAAGUCUGCCUGGGGAACCCGAGGGGGUGCCUUUGGGGCCCAUGGGCGUGGUGGCAGCUACUCCAGAGAUGGUGGGGACCAGGGCUAUGGGAGUGGCAGGUAUGACAGUUGUCCCGGAGGAUAUGGCUACGGAUAUGGAAGGUCCCGAGACUAUGGAGGCAGCCAGGGUGGUUAUGACCGCUACUCAGGAGGAAAUUUCAGAGAUAAUUACGACAACUGAGAUGAGGCAUGCACACCUAAUGUAGAUACACAAGUAAAACUUCUGAUCCAGGACCAUCCUUUCAAAUGGCUGUAUUCAUAAGGAUUUUUGGAGCUGCACUGAAACAACUUUUAGUAUGUCAACUUAUAUUUUUGA
This is a messenger RNA of Sorex araneus (European shrew), 618 nucleotides long. RefSeq names its product RNA-binding protein 3-like. Gene Ontology annotation, biological process: regulation of translation; positive regulation of mRNA splicing, via spliceosome. The coding region runs from base 16 to 483 and encodes 155 amino acids. The record is from RefSeq and is a predicted model, not a curated record. Gene Ontology annotation, cellular component: spliceosomal complex. Lineage: Eukaryota; Metazoa; Chordata; Mammalia; Eulipotyphla; Soricidae. Gene Ontology annotation, molecular function: RNA binding; ribosomal large subunit binding. The transcript has a single exon.